Limulus polyphemus (Atlantic horseshoe crab) is the source of this 310-nucleotide messenger RNA. Its product is annotated as rap1 GTPase-GDP dissociation stimulator 1-like. Gene Ontology annotation, cellular component: cytosol. Gene Ontology annotation, molecular function: protein binding; guanyl-nucleotide exchange factor activity. The record is from RefSeq and is a predicted model, not a curated record. The annotation marks the transcript as partial. The transcript is spliced from 3 exons. Gene Ontology annotation, biological process: positive regulation of GTPase activity. NCBI's taxonomy places the organism in Eukaryota, Metazoa, Arthropoda, Merostomata, Xiphosura, Limulidae.
AUGCCGGACUAUGGAUCUGCAGGUCCAUCAUUCUUGUCCUGUUCAGAUUCAAGAACCUUAAAGGAGAAACUUCUCAAUGAAGGGUUGGCUGAGUUAGUAAUUGAACUUCUAAAACCACCAACCAAGUUAACGUCAACCCAGUUAGCUAAACUGGCAGAACUGAUUGCAGAAGUUGCAAAAUGUGAACUUGGAAGAAAGCCACUUUCUGAUCCCACAGUUCUUUCAACUUUGUUGGAGUUAUUGUCUGACAAGGACAAUCAAGUUGUUCUGCAGUCUUGUCGAGCUCUCGGGAACAUCUGUUACGACAACG